Hevea brasiliensis (rubber tree) is the source of this 2925-nucleotide messenger RNA. RefSeq names its product protein PSK SIMULATOR 1. Gene Ontology annotation, biological process: positive regulation of growth. The transcript has 16 exons. The record is from RefSeq and is a predicted model, not a curated record. The coding region runs from base 457 to 2604 and encodes 715 amino acids. NCBI's taxonomy places the organism in Eukaryota, Viridiplantae, Streptophyta, Magnoliopsida, Malpighiales, Euphorbiaceae.
GUCUGGUGGGUUUGGGGUUUUGACUGCAAUCAAUCUCUCUCUCUCUCUCUCUCUCUCUCUGUGCUGCUGUUUGACACUGCUAGAGCCUAGAGGGGCUGACACCAAGCUUACACUCUUUCUCUCUGCGCCAUCUCUUCUUUCACUCUUCUUCCUCUCGCUUCUCUGCCCUUUUCCCUUCUCUAUCCCUCUCUAAAGUUUCCAUCUUUGUUUAUUCAUUUUUUGAUCUCUCUCUCUCUCUCUCUCUCUCUCUCUAGUUGUGUGUCUGUCUGUGCCUGCUUCUAUCCUUACUGGAAACAAACACGAAAUGGAAUCUCCUCUAUCUUCUCUCAGAUCUCUAUCUCUACCUGUAUUGGUGACUUUGUGUUAAUGGAUUGGAGCUCUAAUGGUGAUCGAAAUUGGUACUGUGUUAAUUUUGAUGUGGCAAGUUGAGGCAUAUACUUCAUAGUGAUCAUUGCAAUGGGGGGGCUUUGCUCGAGGAGUUCUUCUGUAGAUAAUGCUCCCAGUGGAGGCUUUCCGCAUGUGAAUGGACACUUUAAUGCCUCUGGCUUGGUUUAUCAGUCUCGUGAAUUGAAAAUAAAUAGCAAUACAACUCCAUCUCCAGUUGGGGAGAAUGUGGAAAAUAAGCAAGUAAGAGAACCCUGUUCGUUUCCGGAGGUAAAUGUGGUUCCAGCAUAUGGGAUUAGCGCAGAUGAUAUUGAUGAUGGUAUUCCUCGUUUAUCAAGGGCUUUAUCAAAUAAAUCUAGAUCAACCAAGUCUAAGCAGGCAGCUGUUGCGAAGGUUUCAGAAGUGAGCUCGCUUUUGGGCAGAGCUGGGACUGUUGGGCUUGGGAAGGCAGUGGAAGUGUUGGACACACUUGGCAGUAGCAUGACAAAUUUAAAUCUCAGCAGUGGUUUUACCUCGGGAGUGACAACAAAAGGGAAUAAAAUUUCAAUUUUGGCUUUUGAAGUUGCUAAUACAAUUGUUAAGGGUGCCAAUCUGAUGCAAUCCCUUUCAAAAGAAAAUAUUAAGCAUUUAAAAGAGGUUGUGCUUCCCUCAGAAGGGGUGCAAAAUUUAAUAUCAAGAGAUAUGGAAGAACUCUUGAGGAUUGCAGCUGCUGACAAGAGAGAAGAAUUGAAAGUUUUUUCUGGAGAAGUGGUACGUUUUGGAAAUCGUUGUAAAGAUCCUCAAUGGCACAACUUGGACCGUUACUUUGAAAAGUUGGGUUCAGAGCUCACACCUGAAAAGCAAUUGAAGGAAGAUGCAGAUAUGGUGAUACAGCAAUUGAUGAAUUUGGUUCAAUACACAGCUGAAUUAUAUCAUGAAAUGCAUGCCUUGGACAGAUUUGAACAAGAUUACCGGCGUAAGCUUCAAGAAGAUGAUAACUCAAAUGGUCCUCAGAGAGGUUUCUCCUAUCCUAGUAUAAAAAGGAAACCCUGUACAAAGGCACAUACACACAUAGAUGGGAUGCCAUUUGCAAAUGUUAAAAUUACAGCAUACUUUGGUGCUCUAGAGCUUUUUUUAAUUUUCAUGUGCUGUGGCAUUCCUUGGUUGAGGACAAGGUGCAUCGAACAUAAAAACUGGAGAUUACAAGAAUCUAUUUGUGACAGCCUUGCAAUUUUGAGGGCAGAGUUGAAGACUCAGAGGAAGCAUGUGAAAAGUUUGAAGAAGAAAUCACUUUGGUCCAAGAUUUUGGAAGAGGUAAUGGAGAAGCUGGUAGAUAUUGUCCAUUUCUUGCACUUGGAGAUCCAUGAAGCUUUUGGUAGUGCUGAUGCUGAUAGACCGGUAAAAGGUUCGAGCUGUCAGAGAAAAUUGGGUUCUGCUAGUCUUGCCUUGCAUUAUGCAAAUAUUAUCACUCAGAUUGACACUUUGGUGUCCCGAUCAAAUUCUGUCCCUCCAAAUACAAGGGAUGCCUUAUACCAAGCGUUGCCACCCAGUAUCAAAUCUGCCUUGCGCUCCAAAUUACAAUCAUUCCAUGUAAAGGAAGAGCUUACAGUCACACAAAUCAAAGCUGAAAUUGAGAAAACUUUGCAGUGGCUUGUUCCAAUUGCUACUAACACAACCAAAGCUCAUCAUGGAUUUGGUUGGGUUGGAGAAUGGGCAAAUACGGGGUCUGAGGUGAAUCGGAAACCUACCGGACAGACUGAUUUACUCAGAAUUGAGACGCUGCACCAUGCAGAUAAAGAGAAAACUGAAGCUUACAUUCUUGAAUUGGUGGUUUGGCUUCACCAUCUUGUCAGCCAAGUAAGGGCUAGCAAUGGUGGAAUAAGAUCUCCAGUUAAAUCUCCAAUUUGCUCGCCCAAUCAGAAGACAAUUCAGUUAUCUACCAACAAGCCAAGCUCUCCAUCCCCAAUGCUGUCGGUUGAAGAUCAAGAAAUGCUUCGAGAUGUAAGCAAGAGGAAAAAGACACCCGGCAUAAGCAAGAGUCAGGAAUUUGAUACUGCAAAAAACAGGUUAAGCAAACACCAUAGGCUGACUAAGAGUAAUAGCCACUCUCCAAUGAGUGAAAGUAAAAAAGAUCCUUUCCCUAUAAGGAGGCCUUCAUCUGUUCCUAUCAUCGACUUCGACAUAGACCGAAUCAAAGCUCUGGAUGUUAUCGAUCGAGUGGACACAAUUAGAAGCUUAUGAUUGUAUCAGUAUGACUAGUCAUGAAAUUUAGGCAAAGAAAGGGGCCUGUGCUUGUGAAGGAGGAUCCCAUCUGAUGCAAUUUUUCCCUUUGGUUGGGUGGUGGUGUCUUGGUUCUGGUGGGAGAGAUCUUAUUUCUGUUGCUAGGUUUAUGAUGAGUGAUGCAAGUCAUUGGUUUUUUGAAUGUGAGAAUUUUAAGGUGAUAAAUGUUUUGCUCAAGGGGAAUUUAAUUUUUCUAGCAAAUAUCAGGCUAUAGUUUCUGCUUAGUCCUUAUAUGUACAGAAUACUUUAGUGAUUUUAUAAUAAUUUGAAGUUCAUUUCCCA